This is a messenger RNA of Phytophthora nicotianae INRA-310, 777 nucleotides long. RefSeq lists its product as hypothetical. The record is from RefSeq and is a predicted model, not a curated record. The transcript is spliced from 2 exons. Lineage: Eukaryota; Oomycota; Peronosporomycetes; Peronosporales; Peronosporaceae. The coding region runs from base 1 to 777 and encodes 258 amino acids.
AUGGUACAGGUUUUGGCCUAUCGAUUCUUCAGCGGCAUCUUUGACGGCUUCACAGUCACUGCGGGCGAUCCGAUUCAGCGAUACUGGGCUCGUGUCCACCCGCUAAACGAGAGCUUGUUUUCCGUGAUCGGGCUUGUCGUUUUCAGUGUGGCUCUGUAUGUGACGAAAAGCAUUGGUUUGGGCUGGAGUUGGCAUCGCGUUAUCGCGUGGACGACCGUGUCAGUGAUUGUUUUGGACGCCAUCGUGGGGAUGCUAACGAUUUGGGACGUUUUGCGGAGCCAGUGGUUCUGGUUGGGCACUCCGAUCUUGGAGGAACUUCCACAGGCUAUGAAUUUCCUUGUGUCCACAUUUGUUGUGGUGGAGCUAGCCGAGCUUGGUAAUGAAGCUGCUGUCUAUGGCUUACUGACGACGGUGAGCAACCUAUCCAGUCCGUUCGCCUCGUGCAUCUCCAAAAAUGUCAACGCGCUUUUCGACGUGGGUGUGGCUGACAUUAUCCGCGACUCAAAGCACGGGCUGCUGGCGCAUAUUGAGGUCGUGAAGCCCGAGAACGAGAUCACAGAGGCGCGGCUUGUUAGUGACGCGAAAGCACUCGGGAUUAUUGCGCAAGGCGUGGAACUACAGCACCAGACUAAGAUCCGUUUCGCGACGCGUGCGCUGCAAGCGUGGAUUACGCUUCGAGAGUUCUACAACCGUUCCACUCUGCACAACCGUGUCACGCUGACACGCCGUCUGCACGAGUUUAAAAUGGAGAACGGUUCUACAAUGUCCAAGCAUUGA